Molecule: messenger RNA, 237 nt
Organism: Penicillium cosmopolitanum
Lineage: Eukaryota; Fungi; Ascomycota; Eurotiomycetes; Eurotiales; Aspergillaceae
Exons: 1
Coding region: 1-237 (78 amino acids)
Source: RefSeq, a predicted model, not a curated record
AUGGUGAAAAAAGGACCAGAGAUCUGGCCAGGCCCUUCUGGCAUGCAGGAGACCAGGCGGUUGGCAUGGAGUCGUCAGGAUACCGGCAAACCUGAUGUUUUGAUCUGGGCAGGAGGUUUGGAAUGCGGUAGCUUCGCGGACCGCGCGGAUCGUCCCCCUUGCGAGCGGAACGGGAGAUGGACAGCACAGACGCGACGGCGGUGGAUGGGCGAUGGCAGAAGUAGCACUUACGCUUAG